This is a messenger RNA of Hypoxylon fragiforme, 2731 nucleotides long. RefSeq names its product glycosyltransferase family 35 protein. The record is from RefSeq and is a predicted model, not a curated record. Gene Ontology annotation, molecular function: pyridoxal phosphate binding; glycogen phosphorylase activity. NCBI's taxonomy places the organism in Eukaryota, Fungi, Ascomycota, Sordariomycetes, Xylariales, Hypoxylaceae. The transcript is spliced from 6 exons. Gene Ontology annotation, cellular component: cytoplasm. Gene Ontology annotation, biological process: glycogen catabolic process. Bases 349 to 2718 code for a protein of 789 amino acids.
UAGCGAUAUCAAAAAUGUCGAAGGUUAGUUAGUUAGUUCGUAUAGUUGAGAGUGGCACUACUAUUUUCUCUCCGGUUUCUUUUCUUGCUUUUUCUUUCCUUCUUUUCUACUCUCGUGAUGUCGAUCACUCUAAAUAUAACUACCCAUACCCUACCUUACCUAUCUACGAUAUACCCAUACCAUACCAUACCAUACCAUACUACAUACUGACCCUAGUAUCCUUGUAUAGCGGCGAUCCCCGAGCCUCAACGCGAAGUAUGGACCAAACACCAGUUCGAAGGCUUCAAGAACAAGGAAGAGUUCGAGAAAGAGGUCGUUCGCCAUGUAGAGACCACCUUGGCCCGCAGCAUGUUCAACUGCGACGAGUCAGCUGCCUACUCAGCGACCAGCUUGGCCUUCCGAGAUCGUUUGAUCAAAGAUUGGAACAAGACUCAGCAACGCCAGACGUUUACUGAUAGCAAGCGUGUCUACUAUCUCAGUUUGGAGUUUUUAAUGGGACGUGCUCUGGACAAUGCCAUGCUGAACAUUGGCGCCAAGACCACUGCGAAGGAUGGUCUCGCCGAGCUCGGAUUCCGCGUUGAGGAUAUCAUUGGCCAGGAACACGAUGCUGCCCUGGGCAAUGGUGGUCUUGGGCGGCUCGCAGCUUGCUUCCUGGACAGUCUUGCCUCGCUCAACUAUGCCGCAUGGGGGUAUGGCCUAAGAUAUCGCUAUGGCAUUUUCAAGCAAGAGAUUAUCGAUGGGUACCAGAUCGAAGUUCCAGACUACUGGCUGGACUUCAAUCCCUGGGAAUUCCCAAGACAUGAUGUCACUGUCGAUAUUCACUUUUAUGGCAGUGUUCGCAAAACUCAGGACGAGAAUGGGAAGACAGUGGCGCACUGGGAGGGUGGUGACACCGUUACCGCCGUAGCCUACGACGUGCCAAUCCCCGGCUACGACACCCCUUCGACGAACAACUUGCGACUGUGGUCCAGCAAAGCGGCCAGCGGCGAGUUUGACUUCCAGAAGUUCAACAGCGGAGAAUACGAGAGCUCAGUGGCAGACCAGCAGAAGGCUGAGACCAUCAGUGCUGUCCUGUACCCCAACGACAACCUAGACCGUGGAAAGGAGCUGCGUCUCAAGCAGCAGUACUUCUGGGUUGCCGCAUCACUGUACGAUAUUGUCCGCCGCUUCAAGAAGACGAAGCGUGCCUGGAGCGAGUUCCCCGACCAGGUUGCCAUUCAGCUCAACGAUACCCACCCGACGCUGGCCAUCGUGGAGCUUCAGAGGAUACUAAUUGAUAUUGAAGGCCUUGAAUGGGACGAGGCGUGGCAAAUAGUUACCUCAACCUUUGGAUACACCAACCACACAGUCCUGCCCGAGGCACUCGAGAAAUGGCCCGUUACGCUGAUGCAAAAUCUCCUCCCCCGCCAUCUCCAGAUCAUCUACGACAUCAACCUCUUCUUCCUGCAGUCCGUAGAGAAGAAGUUCCCCGAUGACCGGGACAUGCUGCGCCGCGUCUCGAUCAUCGAAGAGUCCCAACCCAAGAUGGUGCGCAUGGCGUUCCUGGCGGUCGUGGGCUCGCACAAGGUGAACGGCGUGGCGGAGCUGCACUCGGACCUGAUCCAGACGACGAUCUUCAAGGACUUCGUGUCGAUCUUCGGCGCGGACAAGUUCACGAACGUGACGAACGGCAUCACGCCGCGCCGGUGGCUGCACCAGGCCAACCCGCGGCUCUCGGAGCUGAUCCACAGCAAGAUCGGCAGCUACGACUUCCUGAAGGACCUGACGCUGCUCAACAAGCUCGAGCAGUACGUCGACGACAAGGCCUUCCGCAAGGAGUGGGCCGAGAUCAAGUACGCCAACAAGGUCCGCCUCGCCAAGUACAUCAAGACCACCACCGGCGUCACCGUCAACCCCGCCGCCCUCUUCGACGUCCAGGUGAAGCGCAUCCACGAGUACAAGCGCCAGCAGCUGAACAUCUUCGGCGUCAUCUCGCGCUACCUCAAGCUGAAGGCCAUGAGCCCCGAGGAGCGCAAGAAGCAGCUCCCGCGCGUCUCCAUCUUUGGAGGCAAGGCGGCGCCUGGGUACUGGAUGGCGAAGCAGAUCAUCCACCUCGUCAACAACGUGGGCAGCGUGGUCAACAACGACGCGGACAUUGGCGAUCUGCUGAAGGUGGUGUUCCUCGAGGACUACAAUGUCAGCAAGGCCGAGAUGAUCACGCCGGCGUCGGACAUCAGCGAGCACAUCUCGACGGCGGGGACCGAGGCGUCGGGAACCAGCAACAUGAAAUUCGUGCUGAAUGGCGGGCUGAUCAUUGGAACGUGCGACGGCGCGAACAUCGAAAUAACCCGCGAAGUCGGACAAGAGAACAUCUUCCUCUUCGGGACGCUCUCGGAAGACGUGGAGGACCUGCGGCACGCGCACAACUACGGCACGCACGCCGUGGACGCCUCGCUGUCGGAGGUGUUCGACGCCAUCCAGAGCGACGCCUUCGGCAGCUCGGACGACUUCAACGCGCUCGUGUCGGCCGUGCGCGACCACGGCGACUACUACCUGGUGUCGGACGACUUCCAGUCGUACCUGGACACGCAGCGCAUGGUGGACGACGAGUACAGGAACCAGGACGAGUGGGUGUCGAAGUGCAUCCGCAGCGUUGCGCGCAUGGGCUUCUUCACGAGCGAUAGGUGCAUCAAUGAGUAUGCCGAGGGCAUCUGGAACGUGGAGCCGCUUGCGGUUUAGGGAGGAGGUGAGG